This is a messenger RNA of Schistosoma mattheei, 4428 nucleotides long. The record is from the annotation of a GenBank genome assembly. NCBI's taxonomy places the organism in Eukaryota, Metazoa, Platyhelminthes, Trematoda, Strigeidida, Schistosomatidae.
AUGAGUGAUACAUAUGGAGGGAAGGAAAAUGUCUGUGGAAAAAAAACAAUUAUUUACACAACAGAAAGCCCACUAAUGUGCAUGGCUGUCAGUUCUAAAGCUGAAAUGGUAGCAGUUGCCGGUAGAAACCUCUUUCAAGUAUUCAGUGUGCAUGAAGACAAAUUCAUUUCGCUACAUCGUGUUAAAACGCCCUCACGUUUGGUUGUGUCUGAUAUUCCAAAAUCAAAGACAUCCGUAAUUGAUUCCAUUGGGACAGAAUGUGGCCCGAAUCCAACUCAUGCAACUAUUGUUACUGCAACAGAACCUAUACCUGCUCGACAUAGCCCUGUGAUACAAUCAGCUAUAAAUCAACCUCGUUCUCACAGCGUUACAGAUGUAAGCUGGUCAAAUGUAGGUGAUAUCCUUGCAACUGCAUCUACAAGUGGAGAUGUGAUGUUAUGGGAUGUUGGCAGAGGAAUGACUCAGACUGCCUGUUUUUCUGGACAUAACCGAUCAAUACAUUGCAUUCAUUUCAACCCAACCAUUAGCACGGAACUAGUAACAGCAUCACAAGAUGGUAAAUUAAAGCUGUUUGAUAUUCGUGAUCCGAAUCCAAUUUCUUCAUGUCAAAUAUUCUUCCAAAGAACUGCUUCACCAUCUCCCGUGAGAGAUGUAUCAUUUUGUCCUAAGCAAGGAUUCUUGAUUGCAGCUGCUCAGGAAAAUGGUGUUAUCAGUAUAUGGGAUACGAGAAAAGGUUCACGUCCCUUUCGUGCUUUCCAAGGUCAUUCAUGUUCAAUAGCCACACUGGACUGGCAUCCAAAUUGGAACGUAACAACUUGUAACUGGUUAGCAACUGCUGGUGCUAGAGAUCAUUUAAUCAAAGUGUGGAAUUUAAAUAGUCCCAGCGGGCAAAGUUCUGUUACUUGUCCUAGUGUUUUAUAUACUGUACGUACUUCCAAUGUAAAUCGUGUUCGUUGGAGACCUACUUUUAUGACUCAACUUGUCUCCAGUUGUAACCUUACAAUCGAUCUUAGUGUACAUAUUUGGGAUUUACAACGACCAUUCAUUCCAUAUGUAUCAUUUGAAGAGCAUAAAGAUCUUGUAACAUGCAUAUCUUGGUGUCCUGCUGAAACGAAUAACUUUAUACUUCCAUAUGGACAUUUACUACAUGCUGUUCGUAAAGAUCGUGUUGAAAUUAAUAAUAAGUUGUCAACAGUGGAAGAAAAUAGUAAAGUGUCAUAUCCUAUAACUACGAAAAAUCAACCAACCUCUGUUCAACAUUCCAAUGGGAAUGGAUGCUCAUUAAGUUACUAUGGUCCGUCAUAUCCUACAUCGACAUUAUCAACUGCUAUUAUUACUACUAAUACUACGUCUACUACUACUACUACUACUGUUAAUAACAGUAAUGCUGGCGAUACUCUUUUAAGUAAUAAAGAUUUUGAACAUCCUACCGUAGUAGCUACAUCUGGUAAUGCUGAUGAAUUAGGGACUCAAAUUAUUACCAAUACUUUAAUUCCUUCUGAGUCAACUGUCAAUAUACCUAGUAAUAACAUUAAUACUAUCGGUACAACUGCCAUCAACUCUGUUACCUCUAAUAUAUUUACUAAUUCCACUAUUAAUGAGUGUACAACAAUCACAACAACAUCAUUGACAAUUGCGUCACCUCCUUCCUCACCCGACCUACCUCAAAUGGGAUCUUUAAAGUCCGCACAACUAUUCGUAUCACAAGCUCAUAGUCUUUUAUUUCAUUACAAACCGUGUUUAGAGACAAUUUUCCAACCUAACUAUUUUGAUUUCACCAAUGCUCUACUACCUGAUCUAAUUAUUUUAUUGGCCAAAAAUUAUAAGUUUAUUGGAACUAAUGUGGAUAUGAUUUGUGAAUAUAAUGCCAGUGUCUGUUUACGAUUUGGUCAACCGUUUUUAGUACGAUUCUGGCUAUUGUUACGUUCAAUUUAUGGUAGUCUUAGUUCUGAUCCACAUAAACGUACAUCAUCUCAACAACAUGCAACGCAGACUCAACCAUCAACACCAUCGCAUCAACAUCAGCAAUUAUAUAAUUUUUCAGAUUUAGACAAUCAAUAUUCCAAACAUAUUCAAUCGUCACUGAUUAAUGAGAAGUUUGUUCCGCCUACUGAUUCAUCACGUGUUCAUAUUCCGGAGAAUAAAACUUUGAAAUGUUUCCGUAAUUCUGGUGCAUUAAGACGUAAAAAACGCGACACGGAAACAAAUGACACUACUGGCAUUAAAUUAUCAAGGAUUUUAGAAUCGUUAGGUAUUCGAAGUCGAGAAUCUGCACAAUUAACUGAAAAGACGAAAACUAAUGUGAAUAUAGAUUAUAGAAGGCAUUCAUCCGGUAAUGUUCGAGUUCAACACCAUAGUGCUUCUAAACAAUUUAUCGAUACUCUUCCACCUGUACAAAAGUUUCUGUCAUGUUCUAGUUCAGCAAACAAUGAUCCAACUGAUUGCGUAUUCUCUAACAUACCAUCUAUAGCUAAUCCAUACAACAAUGACUGUUCCACAUUGACAAAUGAUUUAUUAUUUCGUUCAACUAAACCAAUAUCUUUAAAUAUGGAUUAUGAUAGCCUACAUAAACCAUUGGUAAUUGACAAUGAUCAAUUAAUUCCAUCCUUAUCAUCAUCAGCAUCGCCGCCAAUUAGUCAACCUUCACAGUUUAUUUUAAAAAGCCUUGAAGAUGAUAUCUUAAAUAAUGGAUUACUAUUUCAUAAUUAUCAUGAAGAUAUUGACUAUUUAUUUCAUACUACAAGUCCUCAGGAACCGUUAGAGCCUAGUCCUUUCAUUGAAAAUGAUCCAGUUAAAAGAAGGCCAGAUCAAUUAGAUCUUAUUGAAGCGAUCGGUUCACAUGACGAUCCUGUAAUUAUGGAAACAGAUUAUCUACCCGAUGAAGCAUUUGUCACUAAUACUAAUACUACGGCGGCUGUUAAUAUUACUCCCGAACUUUUUCAAAAUUCUAACCAAUUAAAGUAUAAACAAAAAGAAUCAUGUUUAAUUCAUAAUCAAAAACGUCAAUUAACGAAACAAAAUACAGUUGAAUGUAGUACAAAAAAUGAUCAGCGGCAAUCGACUUCAAUUACAACUAAUGCUAAUGAUAAUUGUAAAGUUGUAUCAUGUUGUGUUGAUAUACCAGUAUCUAGAAAAAAUCAUUCAUCUUCAAAACUUCAACGAAAAUCAAUGGAUUGUAGUAAAUUAUUAGCUUCUAAUUGUCAUGAUUUAUCAUUAAUUGACCGGCAAAACAGCCAAAUUUUAUCAGCAUCAAGUUUUCCUGGUUUAUAUACUGCUACUAGCACUAUUGCUACAACUGUCCCAUUAAAUAAUGAUGUUGAUUGUACACCUCUCAUUCCAUCAUUUCAUUCAAAUGAUGCUAUUAACCAAGAAAUAAAAAAGUGUUCUGAUGAAACCUUGGUAAAGAAUGAUGAUGGUGAUGAUGAACAUGACGAAUAUAAUUGUCCUCUUAUCUCUCAAUCCUUAUUAUCAUCUUCACCGUCACAGUCAAAUACCUCGUCCUUAGCAAAACAAAGAUUGCUCGGGACUUGUAAAAGAUCUGUUCAACUCUUAGCCCCACCUCAUCAUAGUAAAUCAUUAUCUGGUUUCAGUAGAGAAUCAUCAAUGUUAUUAAAUGGGUAUACUGUGAAUUCUGUUGGCUCUUUGUCUCCGAUAUCUGGAGAUAUCAAUUCUAUAAUUUGUAAAUGGCUUAUAAAGUUGGUUGAAUCUGGACAUGUUCAAACUGUAUGUACAGCAUUAUUGGCUUUGGGUCCGGAACGUUUACGUCUAAGCGAAUGGAUUAGCGAGUCUAUUUUAGAACAUUGGUUUAUCUCAUAUUUAGAAUUAUUAUCUCGUUUCCGAUUAUGGACUGUGUGUGCACGUAUCAUAAAGCAAUGCGGUAAUCCUUUUGCUGGUGCCGAUAAUCAAACAUAUUUACGGGAACGUCUUAGAAGUAUUAAUCACCACUAUGUUUUCAGACCGAUGGUCAUGAAACAACCAGAAUCUGAAUCAAAAACUUCUGGAAAUACUGGGGAUACUCGAUCGGAUGUAAAUACACGAACUCGGUGGAAAAGUGGUGGUUUAACAUGUAUUGACAAUCCAUUUGUUUCACGUUUAAAUAACAUGUCUUUGGCAUUAGCACCGGGUGUAGCAGCCUUAAAUCAAGCUUCAACAACCUUAUCAAUACGAUGUGGUUUAUGCACAAAACCAUUGUGUGCCAGUGAAACAACUCAACAAUUAACUGGACAUUCUGGUUGGGCUUGUUCACGUCAUGCAACAUCAUUUGAUCCAGCUACCAUAACUUGUGCAUUAUGUCAUCUAGUUGUUCGUGGUUUAUUUGUUUGUUGUAGAGGUUGUAGUCAUGGUGGUCAUUUGGAUCAUAUGCAGGCUUGGCUUAUGAAAAGAUCAGAAUGUCCAACUGGUUGUGGUCAUCGUUGUAGAUAUGAUUAA